Molecule: messenger RNA, 2799 nt
Organism: Venustampulla echinocandica
Lineage: Eukaryota; Fungi; Ascomycota; Leotiomycetes; Helotiales; Pleuroascaceae
Product: putative dipeptidyl-aminopeptidase B
Exons: 2
Coding region: 1-2799 (932 amino acids)
Biological process (GO): proteolysis
Molecular function (GO): serine-type peptidase activity; dipeptidyl-peptidase activity
Source: RefSeq, a predicted model, not a curated record
AUGGCAGGGCACGAUGACGAGGACAGCGUGCAACUGCUGCCGAUCGAGCGUGAGCACGGCCAGGAGCAAGGGCGAAAAUCAGCCGAAUCCACGUCCUCGGCUUCGACUACGAGUUUGAUAUUCGAGCGCAUCAAUGAGCGCGCAGAGGCAGAAGGUCGGAAGUCGGAAAACGGCAACAGCAAGAUGGUCACUCCCAAGUUUCCCCCGCGAGGGGAAUCGCUGCGGUACGCCGACGAUGGGCAAACACACGGCUCCUACGAUGACGAGGAAAAGGACGACAAUGAACUCGAAAGCGGGCCCUUCCUCAGCAAUCGCUCUAGUAAGACCGUGGACAAGAAGUUACGGCGGCUAAUAUGGAUUAUUGGAGGUGUUUUCAUGGGCGCAUGGCUCCUUGCGUUGGCCGUGUUCCUUGGACGUCAAGCAUAUCGACCAUCAUCCGCCAUAGCCCACGAUCCUACUGCGACCAAAACCAUCGGCUCGGGGAAGAAGAUUACAUUAGACCAGGUACAAACGGGACAAUGGCGGGCAACCAAGCAUGACAUAAGCUGGAUUGAAGGUGCAAACGGCGAAGAUGGACUGCUUCUCAAGCAAGGCCAACAGGGGAACGCAUAUCUUGUGGUCGAAGAUGUUAGAGGGAAGAAGGACAGCAGCGGACAACCAGGGGCCAUUCCUGCGAAAACUCUGAUGAAGGAUGGAGGUUUCCAAUGGGGAGGAUCGAAUUAUACCCCGAGCCGAGUAUAUCCAAGCAGGGAUCUAAAGAAGGUCCUCAUCGCUACAGAUUUCCAAUCGAAUUGGAGGCAUUCUUUCCACGCGAAAUACUUUAUACUCGAUGUCGAGACGCAAUCGGUCGAUGCACUUGACCCCUCUGUUCCUGAUGGGAGAGUUCAGCUGGCCAGCUGGAGCCCCCAGAGCGAUGCAGUUGUUUUCACGAGAGAUAACAACCUCUUCUUGCGCAAGUUAUCAUCCGAGAAUGUGACGCAGAUCACAACAGACGGCGGCCCCGACCUCUUCUAUGGAGUGCCGGACUGGGUAUACGAAGAGGAAGUAUUCGCUGGUAAUAGCGCCACUUGGUGGGCCGACGAUGGCAAGUACGUUGCUUUCCUGCGCACCAAUGAAUCACAGGUACCGGUAUAUCCCCUUCAGUACUUUGUAUCAAGGCCCAGUGGAAAGGCUCCGGAACCCGGCCUUGAGCAUUAUCCUGAGGUCAGAGAGAUAAAGUACCCCAAGCCCGGAGCGCCCAACCCAACUGUUGACCUGCAAUUCUACGAUGUAGGUAGAGGGGACGUCUUUGAGGUGAAGGUAGCGGAUACCUUUCCUCCUGACGAUCUGCUGAUUACCGAAGUUGUCUGGGCUGGUGCAUCAGGCAAAGCCCUCAUCCGUGAGACCAACAGAGAGAGUGACAUACUGCGGGUCGUUCUAGUUGAUGUUGAAUUACGAACUGGGAAGACCGUGCGAACUCAAGAUGUUCAAAAACUGGAUGGUGGCUGGUUCGAGGUAUCUGAGCAUACCAAAUACGUUCCGGCAGACCCCGCAAAAGGGCGCCCCCACGAUGGAUACAUCGACACGGUUAUCCACGAAAAUUAUAACCAUAUUGGCUACUUCACACCCUUAGAUAACCCGAAUCCAGUCAUGCUCACCUCUGGAAACUGGGAAGUUGUGGAUGCGCCAUCUGCUGUGGAUCUGAAGAACAACCUAGUAUAUUUUAUUGCAGCAAAACCCACUCCGAUCCAACGACAAAUAUAUAGUGUGAAGUUAGAUGGGACUGGGGUACAGGCUCUUACGGAUGACAAUAAGGAGGGCUAUUAUGGGAUCAAAUUCUCUAGUGGUGCAGGAUAUGCGUUGCUAAGUUACAACGGCCCAAACAUCCCGUGGCAAAAGGUCAUCAACACCCGCAGCAAUUCUGAUCACUAUGAGGAUAUUAUCGAAGAGAAUCCACGGCUAUACGAUAUGGCAAAGAAGCACGAACUUCCAAUCGACAUCUUCUCGACGGUGAAUAUUGACGGGUUCGAUCUACAAGUGGUUGAACGUCGGCCACCUCAUUUCGACGAAAAGAAGAAAUACCCCGUUUUGUUCCAUCUUUACGGCGGACCCGGAUCUCAAACUGUCCAAAAGACUUUCAAGGUCGACUUUCAAGCAUAUAUUGCCGCAAACUUGGGUUAUAUCGUAGUGACGGUAGAUAAUCGUGGUACGGGUUACAUCGGAAGAAAGGCUCGUACAAUCAUCAGAGGCAAUAUUGGAUACUAUGAAUCCUAUGACCAGAUCGAAACUGCCAAAAUGUGGGCAAAGAAGAAGUAUGUCGAUGCUUCGAGAAUGGCCAUUUGGGGUUGGUCAUAUGGGGGGUUUCUAGCACUGAAAACGCUUGAGCAGGAUGCCGGGCGGACAUUUUCAUAUGGCAUGGCUGUCGCCCCUGUGACAGACUGGCGGUACUACGACUCGAUUUACACUGAGCGAUAUAUGCAUACACCACAACACAACCCUGGCGGGUACGACAACGCGAGUAUAAGCAACGUGUCAGCGCUACAUCAGAACGUUAGAUUCUUAGUGAUGCAUGGCGUUGCAGAUGACAAUGUACACGUACAAAACUCUCUGACACUGCUUGACAAAUUAGACGUGGCGGGUGUGGAAAACUAUGACGUUCAUUUUUUCCCAGACAGCGAUCAUGGCAUUUUUUUCCACAAUGCUAAUAGAAUUGUCUAUGAUAAAUUAAGUAAUUGGCUUAUCAAUGCAUUUAACGGCGAAUGGCUUCGUACAUCCAACCCGGUUCCUUUGAAGAUCGAUGCGCCUCUUGAGAGAGAGUGA